Molecule: messenger RNA, 411 nt
Organism: Drosophila ananassae
Lineage: Eukaryota; Metazoa; Arthropoda; Insecta; Diptera; Drosophilidae
Exons: 1
Coding region: 102-266 (54 amino acids)
Source: RefSeq, a predicted model, not a curated record
GCAUUUCACACGUCUGUCGGGGAAAAUCUCUCCGGCUUUGCCUGAAAACUCAACAAAACUCUAACCGAAAUAGCAGCAUCAGCAAUCCCCCUGCUUGGAAAAUGUCACGAAAUCAGCUAAAUCAUAAUAAGGAAUGUCAGCCCAAUCAUAAUAAGGAGUGUUCUAGCGAUGAGUUUGAGAGGCCCAGCAAGACCCUGGUUCUCAUCAUCUUUACGGUGGCCGUCAUCAUGAAACUGGGCAUCAUUCUGGCGGAGAUAUUGGUCUGAGUUUGAGGGAAUUACCUGGAAUGAGACAAGAAGAAAAGAAGGUCUUAAUUAGUUGCUCUUCUAUUCAAGUCUUAUAUUUUAUAUUGUUCGAAAGGAGUGUAAAUGGAGAUUGGUGAUUGGCGAUAAAAUGGGUGAAGUGACUGCA